Messenger RNA from Dinoponera quadriceps, 644 nucleotides. RefSeq lists its product as uncharacterized. The annotation marks the transcript as partial. The record is from RefSeq and is a predicted model, not a curated record. Lineage: Eukaryota; Metazoa; Arthropoda; Insecta; Hymenoptera; Formicidae. The transcript is spliced from 4 exons.
AUGGAGUUCUCUUGGGAUCGUUAUCACAACGUCACAAAGAGACUUUCAUCAGUGAUUGGUGUGUGGCCUUAUCAGAAUAAAAAAGAAAAGGUGUUCAGGUUGAGCGUAACGAUAUUAGCUGCAAUUGCUAUGAUCAUUCCACAGACGUGCAAGUUUUAUCAUUGCGACAAAGACUUAGAAUGCAUUUUCGGGACUAUACCGUCGUAUAUAUUAGUAAUUGGGAUUAUGUUGAAACUGCACACAUGCAGCUGGAAGGCUAACAAGAUUAAGACUCUCACCGAUCACAUGUUCAGCGAUUGGGAAAGACUGCAGGACCCGCAAGAAUACGAAAUCAUGGAGACAUACGUCGCGAGCGCAAGACGGAUCAUCGUUAUAUAUAUUUGGCUUUGUCUGCCAAGUAUGACCAUAUUUGUGUUAGUGUCACUCAUACCGCGCAUACUGGACAUCGUGUUACCUCUCAACGAAUCGCGUCCCAUAGUGCUGCCCUUCGAAGCGUAUUAUUUCGUCGAUGAGAGAGAAUAUUUCUUCUACAUUUUCUUCCAAGGAGCCAUAAUUGCGGAUAUAGCUAUAAUGGGUCUUAUUGUUCACGAUGCCAUGUUCAUGACCUUUGUCGAACAUGUGUGCGGCGUCUUCGCCGUGGCCGG